AUGGCUACCGCUGCAAAUACACUGAGUGCGCUGCUCCAGCGGACCUCGAUUGACGACCACGAGGAAGUCCUAAAAGCUUGCAAUGCAUCUUUGAAACACUCGAAAGGUGAUCUAGAGCUCCAACAUGUCAAAUUCGUGGCACUCGUCAAACUGGACCGCUACAACGAUGCGCUGCGGGUGCUUGAAGAAGGCGGGGAUCGAUUAAAGCAAAGAGUACCCACUGAAAGAGCGUAUGCGCUAUACAAAAUCGGAGAUUUUGAAGAGGCAAAGAUCGCUGCGAAGCGUAUAUCUGAGGAAAGAGGAGCGAGGCAUGUCGAGGCUCAAGCUUCAUAUCGGUCAGAGGACUUUGCCAAUGCUGCGGCACUUUACAGAAAUUUGGCUGGCAGCCAGACGGCCAAUGAGAGCGAAGAGAAUGACCUCAGGAUCAAUAGCGGAGCUACGGAUGCGCAGUUGGAGUGGACGAGGCGAGGGGAUUUGGUGCAGAAGAAGAAGCUGGGGAGGGAGGACCUAGAAGCCUUCGAGACAGCUUAUAAUGCGGCUUGUGGAUCAAUUGCUAGAGGGGAGCUUGGUCAGGGAGAGAUGCUGUUGAAGAGAGCAAGAGAUCUCUGUAAUGCUCUCGACGAUCUCACAGAUCAAGAGAAAAUCGCAGAACUCCUCCCAAUCAGUGUCCAACAGUUGUAUGUGGUCAGCAUGCUCGGGAAAACCGAAGAAGCAGAAACGCUGGCCUCGGGUAUCGCACUUGAAGAGAUACCAGAUCUCUCCACGAGGCAGAUUGCCAAGAAUAACAAGCUGGCACUGUCGUCUCCGUCCUCGAACCCCUAUCUAUCCCAUCGCCUCUUCCACAGCACAGAAAAACCGCCAAAAACCGACAACCUUUUCCGCCUGCAAGCAGAGCGAAUGCAACAAAAUGGCCUGGCUCUCGAUCUCCUCGCCUCGAAAUCUAACGGCGUGAUCAAAGCCACCGGUAACAUUCUCUCUAACUCUAUCCCAACGCUGUCAUCACACAUCAACAACAUAUCCGUCCUCAACGCCGCCGCCCAUGCCCAAAGCCAGCUCGCAAAGUUAGGCCUCAAACAAAUACUCCCACUGCUCGAGAAGCGACCAAAGGACAUCGGCCUCGUCAUGACCAUCAUCCAGCUCUACGUCAUGACCAACAAUCACGGCUCAGCAAUAACCGUCCUCGAUUCUCUCCUCAAACGCCUCUCCGAAUCUCAAACCCCUUCAGAUCAAGACGUCCUCUACGCGCCAGGGCUAGUGGCCCUCCAAGUCUCCCUCUACACCUCCCAAGGUCGGAAAUCCCAAAUCAAAACUACCCUCGCGAAAGCGGCGUCCUACUGGCGUCACAAAUCGAAACCUCCCACGACGCUCCUGCAGGCUGCAGGCCUCUCUCUCCUCAACUCCUCAGACCCAGAACACCAGUCUCUAGCUCGCGAUGUAUUCGCCACCCUCCACACGCAAGACCCGGGUUCCAAAUCUGCAACAGCAGGCUAUGUGGCGUCCCACGCCCUUACCUCCCCCGGAAUGGUGUCUUCAGAAGCCGACACCUUAACCUCGGUCGCCCGUCUCACCGUGGGCAUAGACGUCGCGGCGCUCGAAGAAGCUGGCGUGCCCUCUUUACCAUCGACCAGCACAACAGCCGCUUCUCGCAAGCGCGCCCUGGACGAGAAACCCAAGCCCGCCAAAAAGCGUGUGCGCAAGUCCAGAUUGCCCAAGGAGUACGAUCCAUCGAAGACGCCUGAUCCCGAGCGGUGGUUGCCGCUCAAGGAUCGAUCCACCUAUCGGCCGAAAGGCAGGAAGGGCAGGCAGAAGGCAGCGGAGAAGACGCAGGGAGGGAUGAGUGGUGAGAAGGGUGCCGAAGCCAAAGCAGGCGGUGGGGAAGGGGUCAUCAAAGCCGCCGAGAAGAAGCCUGGUGGCGGGCAAGCGAAGGGGAAGAAGAAGGGCAAGAAAUAG
Messenger RNA from Letharia columbiana, 1950 nucleotides. RefSeq lists its product as uncharacterized. The record is from RefSeq and is a predicted model, not a curated record. The coding region runs from base 1 to 1950 and encodes 649 amino acids. Gene Ontology annotation, cellular component: signal recognition particle, endoplasmic reticulum targeting. Lineage: Eukaryota; Fungi; Ascomycota; Lecanoromycetes; Lecanorales; Parmeliaceae. Gene Ontology annotation, biological process: SRP-dependent cotranslational protein targeting to membrane. The transcript has 4 exons. Gene Ontology annotation, molecular function: ribosome binding; protein binding; 7S RNA binding.